AACAGUACAGAGUACGAAGUCAAUAGAUAAAAGGCUUUUGGAUUCACAUCUAUAUACAAAGUUACAUACCCAUUUGCCAAAAGGUUCCAUCUUUGAUGGCAAGAAUGGGAGCUAGCAAACCAAGAUCACCAUACCCUCUUUCCUCCAUUAUCUUGCUCUUUCUCACUCUGUCAAGUGUGUUCCUUCACCCAACAAGGUGUGGUUUUGCAACCGCACAACAGCAGCAACCUAUCAAAACCGUUGUUGUUUUGGUUAUGGAGAAUCGUUCCUUUGAUCACAUGCUGGGUUGGAUGAAAAAAGCCAUCAACCCAUUAAUCAAUGGGGUCACAGGAGAUGAAUGCAACCCGGUUUCUACUAAAAAUCCAAGGAAAGAUUCAAUUUGCUUCAGUGAUGAUGCGGAGUUCGUGGAUCCGGAUCCAGGGCAUUCAUUUGAAGAUGUGUUACAACAGGUAUUCGGUUCUGGUUCCGGUUCCAUUCCUUCCAUGGAUGGGUUUGUAGAACAAGCAUUGUCCAUGUCUCAGAACCUCUCUGAGACAGUGAUGAAAGGGUUUAAACCCGAAUCUGUGCCUGUUUAUGCCGCUUUGGUUCAAGAAUUUGCGGUUUUUGAUAGGUGGUUUUCUUCAAUUCCUGGUCCAACACAACCCAAUAGGCUUUUUGUCUACUCUGCAACUUCUCAUGGUUCAACAAGUCAUGUCAAGAAGCAAUUAGCAAAAGGGUAUCCACAAAAAACAAUUUUUGACUCUCUGCAUGAGAAUGGCUUAGACUUUGGAAUUUAUUUUCAGAACAUACCCACAACUCUGUUCUAUAGAAAUCUAAGGAAGUUGAAAUACAUAUUCAAAUUCCAUCAGUAUGAUUUGAAGUUCAAGAAAGAUGCUAGAGAUGGGAAGCUUCCACCCUUGACUGUGAUUGAGCCUAGGUACUUUGACUUGAAGGGCUUGCCCGCGAAUGAUGACCACCCAUCUCAUGAUGUUGCAAAUGGACAAAUGCUGGUUAAGGAGGUUUAUGAGGCUCUAAGAGCAAGCCCUCAAUGGAAUGAAUCUCUUCUGGUCAUUACAUAUGAUGAACAUGGUGGAUUUUUUGAUCAUGUGGAGACUCCUUUUGUCAACAUUCCUAGUCCAGAUGGGAAUACAGGACCUGCUCCUUAUUUCUUUAAGUUUGAUAGAUUAGGCGUUCGGGUGCCAACUAUUAUGAUCUCUCCUUGGAUUAAGAAAGGGAUUGUGAUGAGUGGCGCCAAAGGACCUGCUGAAAACUCCGAAUAUGAGCACUCUUCUAUUCCUGCCACCAUAAAGAAGAUGUUCAACCUUUCCUCUAAUUUUUUGACUCACAGAGAUGCAUGGGCUGGGACAUUUGAGCAUGUUGUUGGUGACUUAAGUUCCCCCAGAACCGAUUGCCCAGUGACUUUGCCGGAUGUGACACCUCUAAGGAGCAGUGAAGCAAAAGAGGAUGCUGCUUUAUCUGAGUUUCAGAGUGAGGUAGUUCAAUUGGCAGCUGUUCUCAAUGGGGACCAUUUUUUGAGCAGUUUUCCAGAUGAAAUGAGCAAGAAGAUGAAUGUAAAGGAAGCUCAUGAGUAUGUGCGUGGAGCUGUUUCAAGAUUCAUAAGAGCUAGCAAAGAGGCUAUCAAGUUAGGAGCGGAUGAGUCUGCUAUUGUGGAUAUGAGAUCAUCUCUCACUACUAGAUCUUCGAUUCACAAUUAAUAUAAAAUAAAACCCAAAAAAUAAAAAAAAG
Gastrolobium bilobum is the source of this 1725-nucleotide messenger RNA. RefSeq names its product non-specific phospholipase C6. The coding region runs from base 96 to 1694 and encodes 532 amino acids. The record is from RefSeq and is a predicted model, not a curated record. Gene Ontology annotation, biological process: phospholipid catabolic process. Gene Ontology annotation, molecular function: hydrolase activity, acting on ester bonds. The transcript is spliced from 3 exons. NCBI's taxonomy places the organism in Eukaryota, Viridiplantae, Streptophyta, Magnoliopsida, Fabales, Fabaceae.